This is a messenger RNA of Cotesia congregata, 1155 nucleotides long. The record is from the annotation of a GenBank genome assembly. NCBI's taxonomy places the organism in Eukaryota, Metazoa, Arthropoda, Insecta, Hymenoptera, Braconidae.
AUGGCUUGCUUGAAUACUCUCAAGCAGGAGAUAAAAACUCUCGAGUCUGUCUUCCCAAAAAGUCAUGAAAGGUUUCAGAUAAUGUCCGCGAGUGUGGACGAGCUCAGCUGCAGAUUUGUCGGUAAAAAUGGGAAGAAAUAUGAAAUUCACGCCAACAUUACCGAAACCUAUCCUUCGACCCCACCAGUCUGGUUCGCAGAGUCUGAAGAAACAAGUGUCACUAACGCCGUGCAAAUAUUAAGUAACACAACGGGUCGUGAUAAUCACGUUAUUAAUCAAGUAGGAAUACUAUUAAAAGAACUAUGCCGCCUUCAUUCGAUACCCGAGCCACCGGAUGUCGAGAGAUUAAGAACGGCGUUAGAUCCCUUGAGAUUGGGAGCCUCCGCGACUGCGGUUGUUGCACAACGAAUGGAGGCCGAAGAAACCGAUGAGCUUGAGGAAGAGGAAGAGAGCGAGUCCGAGGAAGAUCUCCAUCUGGAAAUGGAUGACGUUGAUGCCAACAAGAAGAAUAAGGCUGAUGAUAUGGAUUUAGAACACUUAGCAACGUUAGAAAGGCUGCGGCAAAAUCAGCGACAAGAUUAUUUGAAGGGUUCGGUAUCGGGUAGUGUACAAGCUACCGAUAGACUUAUGAAAGAAUUGCGUGAUAUUUACAGGAGUGACAGUUUUAAAAAAGGAAUGUAUAGCAUAGAAUUGGUUAACGACAGUUUAUAUGAAUGGAAUAUCAGGUUAAUGUGUGUUGAUCCUGAUUCACCGUUGCACAAAGAUUUGGCACUUCUUAAAGAAAAAGAAGGCAAAGACAGUAUUCUCCUCAAUAUGAUGUUUAAGGAAGCGUAUCCUUUUGAACCACCUUUUGUACGAGUAGUUCAUCCUAUAAUAUCCGGUGGUUACGUGCUAGUGGGAGGAGCUAUUUGUAUGGAAUUGCUCACAAAACAAGGCUGGAGUUCUGCGUACACUGUUGAGGCAGUGAUAAUGCAGAUAUCAGCGACAUUAGUGAAGGGUAAAGCGCGUAUACAAUUUCAGGGUGCUAGUGGAGCUGGUAAAAAUUGUGGUGGACAAGGCCAAUACAGUCUUGCCCGUGCUCAGCAAUCAUUUAAAUCUCUAGUGCAGAUACACGAAAAAAAUGGCUGGUUUACGCCUCCGAAAGAAGACGGCUAA